AUGACAUCUUUAAAUAAAAGGGUAAAUAGCGGAAAAACUCUCAAAACUUUCAUUUUAGUUUCACUUAACCCUCAAGACUCAAAUUUGGGCGUAGCCAUUCUUGAUGUCUCAGCUUCACUCCAACUCACACAUACUGUCCUUUCCUUCAACCCCCAAACCCUAAACCCCACCACCACUACUGUCCAACAAAUUAUACCCUCAAAUUUGACUUCUUCUUCUUCAUUCUCUCUGCUCCUCCACUCGCGAGACUCGCUCCUCACCACCAACCACAGCGACUACAAAAGCCUUUUUGUCUCUCGACUCGCCCGCAACUCAAACCGAGUCAACUCGCUCAAUGUCAAGCUUCAGCUGAAACUCAGCAACAUCCAUAAAUCUGAUCUCCGACCAGUGGAGACCGAGAUUCGACCAGAAGACCUCUCAACACCCAUAAUCUCUGUCGUAAGUCAGGGAAGCGGAGAAUACUUCGCUCGGAUCAGAGUUGGUACUCCAGCAAAUCAGUGCAAACCUUGCUCCGAUUGCUGUCGUCUGGAAAUUUACUGGAAACAAAGGUCUAGGGUCAAUUGGCUCAAAUCUGCCAAAUUUUUUCAUCAUAAAGCCACUGCUAUGAAAAAGAAUAAUCUUAUAAGAUCCAUUACCCUUGCUGAUGGCUCUGUGGCAAGUGGCAUUUCCUCCCUUCUUCCUCAUUUUGUUGAUUUCUAUACCCAGCUUUACACCACUCAAGGUGAGGACCAUAAUGCGAUUGCCCUAACCCUUAAGGGCAUCUCUAACCGUAUCCAUCCCCACCUUUACUCUGCCCUUGAAAGGCCUUACACCGAGGAUGAGGUCUAG
Cannabis sativa is the source of this 828-nucleotide messenger RNA. RefSeq names its product protein ASPARTIC PROTEASE IN GUARD CELL 1-like. Bases 1 to 828 code for a protein of 275 amino acids. The record is from RefSeq and is a predicted model, not a curated record. The transcript is spliced from 3 exons. NCBI's taxonomy places the organism in Eukaryota, Viridiplantae, Streptophyta, Magnoliopsida, Rosales, Cannabaceae.